Molecule: messenger RNA, 2709 nt
Organism: Neohortaea acidophila
Lineage: Eukaryota; Fungi; Ascomycota; Dothideomycetes; Mycosphaerellales; Teratosphaeriaceae
Exons: 1
Coding region: 1-2709 (902 amino acids)
Molecular function (GO): transmembrane monodehydroascorbate reductase activity
Source: RefSeq, a predicted model, not a curated record
AUGUCAACAGACGGCCUCGCUCCAGCGGGGAGCAGCUCAUACCAUUCCAAUACCCUCAAUGUCGGCGAUGGCACGUGGGACAAGAGCCGCAACGAUUUUCUCCUUCCCAACCUUCAAGGGUUGAACUUCGCGACAACACGCUACAAUGGGAUGGGCAAUCGCUUCAAAGGCGAACCACAAUAUCACACCCUCGUCCUCGGGCACAGCGUAGUGGCGGCAAUCACCUUCCUAUUCAUCCUACCUCUCGCGUUAUUCCUGGCAAAAUACGGGCACGAUUGGCCCGGGGGAAGAGUGAGCUUCAAACUACACAUCUACCUGCAAAUCAUCACCGUCUUUCUGUCCACCGUGGUCCUGGUCCUCGGCUGGUUCGCAGUGGGACCUGCACGGAGUCUGACGAAUCCGCAUCAUGGCAUCGGCGUUGCCAUUUACGUCUUGAUUCUAUUCCAAUUUCUUUACGGCUCAUGCUGGUUCCGCAGGGAGAGGAGGAGAGUCGGCGCGCCCAGCAAGCUACCACUCACCGUAUGGCUGCACCGAUUGCUUGGCCGCUCGACAGCCCUCCUCGGUAUCGUCGAAGUCGCGCUCGGCCUGGAUUUAUAUGGCAGUCCGAAAUACCUCUUCAUCCUCUACUCGCUGUGGGGAGCAUUUCUACUGCUCCUAUAUUUGGCGCUCGACUAUUAUUACAUGCCGCGAUACGACGGGACGAGACCAGGUCGUCCUCCGCCAGAGCAGUAUUCAGAUUACGGCAGCAGUUAUGUGACAAACCAGGGCCGGCGUCCGCCACGAAAGGAUGAACAUCACUGGGGUCGGGAUGCUCUGGCUGCAGUGGGCCUUGUCGGCGCGUACGAAUGGUAUAAAACGCGAAGAGACCGCAGAAGACAAGAGCGGGACGAGAAGUAUGGAGAUGUUGCCGACGGUGGAUUCGCCCCUUCCUCGGCCCCGCCUGGACCGCCGGGUCAGCAGCCAUACGGAGCGCCAGGGGACAGUAUGGUUGGUGCUGGGGCGAGAAGGCCACAGAGCCGCAUUUCGAGAGACUCAUGGGAAGAUGACAAGUACCAUCGGCAGCAGCAGAACCACACCUGGCGUGAUCGGUUUUUGGAGGCCACCGGUGCUUUUGCGGCGUACGAGGGAGUGAGACAUUUCAUCAACAAACGUAGAGGGCGGGAAGACGAUUACUCGGAGGAUGGCGGGUAUGGGUCUGCGUUGGGUGGGAAUCGCCCAAUGCCCAGCGAGACAGAUGUGUCUCGAGUCGAGGCCGGACAUGCUCCGCAGUCUCCGGCAACUCCGAGAGUCAACAUGAAUGGCGCCGGGCCGAUGACACCAACAAUGACGCCUUCUCGGCCAGGCGCUACGAUUGGUAAUGCGGCAGUGCUGGGUGCUGAUUCAGUGUCAAACGACAGCCGGUACGGCGGCGGAAGACCGCAUCCCAUACUUGAACCAGGAGCACCUCUCGGCGAACACAUUCGAGAAUUGGGGCCCAUCGCUGGCCUUCGGGAAUGGAACAGACAGCGCAAGUCACGGCGAGAUUCCGAUCGCGCGGAUGUAAUUCGACGACAGGAGCUUGAGCACGAGGAGAGCUUCAAUCGGCGGAACUCCAACAACUACCCCCGACCGCAGGACGCCAAUACUCGGAUGAACAGCAACAGCGGCACUCUGCUCACCGGCCCAAACUCGGAUAUGAGUAGAGUCAACACGAGACCGGACACGAGUCAUCCGCCUCUGCCGGCUGGAGCGGGCGCUUAUGCUGCUAAUGCCGGUCCUGGGUACCCCUACCCCCCUCCGCCUCCCGGGCCUCCGCCUACUUCUAUCCGAGCUGAUGGCUACAACGCCCAAUCCGGCUGGGGGUCUGCACAGAUGCCGCAAGGUGCUGUCACUCCGGAUCCGGCAAGACUACUAAGAGACAACACUGCUGCCAACGAGUCGAGUGCCUAUGGCAGAGAUCCACGGAUACGGGAUGAUUUGAUGGGCGCAGCCGCCGCAGGAGCUGUAGGAGCUGUUGCCGCAGGCGCUCUUGCAGAACGCGAACGCCAGCGCCACCGAGCGCAGUCAGAAUCGCCCACUCGAGCGCAAGGCAGCAGAUUCCCACGACCCUCCGCAGCAGCAGCUUCCUACAACAACGUCACAGCGGGCCCCUCUUCCUCCCGACCAAACAACCCCAACAGCCCGCCCGUGAGCGUCCAAGUGCAAAUGCACAACGACGGCCGGCACGUCACCCUCCGCCGCCUCAACGAAGAAGAAGCGGCAGCAAGCCGCGAAUCCCGCCGUCAAGAUCGACAAAACCGUCGCGGCGCAAGUCUCACUUCCCUCGGAGCCGAAGACGCCAGCACACCUCCCCUAGGCGGCCAACGCUACAGACGCAACGGCCCCGUGCGGCGAUCCAGCGACCAGCCCAUCACCAACGUCCCGCCUCCCCCACCCAUGGCGAGCGCCACGUCCUUCAGGCGCGCAUCCGAAGUGAACCUCCCCGCUCCACCGGCGAUACAGCAAUACCCGGCACAGCAAUCUUCCCCCUUCUCGAAUCAGGGGCUGAGCUCGCCGCCUUAUCCUCCCGUUGGCGGGAGUGGACUGGGGGGCGGAGGGUAUGGGACUGAUCAGGGGACGGAUAUCAGUGCUUUUGAGAGUAAUCGCCGAAGACGCAGGGCUGAGCGGGCGAGGAGGCAGGAGGCGGAGGCUGCGAGGGGAGUGGGAGAGAGGGGAGCGGAGUUUAGUUGA